AUGCGCAUUCCUUCUCGAGUUCGGGCCGCGGCUGUGAGGAAUCUUGGUGUUCCUAGCGCCUGUCACGAUGGUGAAGCUGAGCAAAGAGGCCAAGCAGAGGCUGCAGCAGCUCUUCAAGGGCGGCCAGUUCGCCAUCCGCUGGGGGUUUAUCCCUCUCGUCAUUUACCUGGGAUUUAAAAGGGGUGCAGAUCCUGGGAUGCCCGAACCAACAGUUUUAAGCCUACUUUGGGGAUAAAGGACUAUUUGGUCAUCUGGACUUAGAAGCAAUCCUCAAACAAAGACACCGUGGAAGGUGUGUGCUCUUGAUGGGAUAAGACAUGGGACAUCGUUCAGGUGGCCAGUCUUCAGUUUGAUGGCACAGGGAUCUUCUCAGAAGCAUCUGUGAUGGAGUAGAGCCUCUACUGACUUAUUUAUCAUACAUAGACUAUCAAAAUAAAUAUUUUCAACAAUGUUA
This is a messenger RNA of Perognathus longimembris pacificus (Pacific pocket mouse), 454 nucleotides long. RefSeq names its product translocase of outer mitochondrial membrane 7 (gene Tomm7). Bases 68 to 235 code for a protein of 55 amino acids. Gene Ontology annotation, biological process: protein import into mitochondrial matrix. Gene Ontology annotation, cellular component: mitochondrial outer membrane translocase complex. The record is from RefSeq and is a predicted model, not a curated record. The transcript has 3 exons. Lineage: Eukaryota; Metazoa; Chordata; Mammalia; Rodentia; Heteromyidae.